Molecule: messenger RNA, 1017 nt
Organism: Penicillium brevicompactum
Lineage: Eukaryota; Fungi; Ascomycota; Eurotiomycetes; Eurotiales; Aspergillaceae
Exons: 2
Coding region: 1-1017 (338 amino acids)
Source: RefSeq, a predicted model, not a curated record
AUGGAAGAUUCGACAGCCUUCGAGACGUCUGUUCUCUCGUCACUGCCAUGCCGUCGUGCAGAUUGUAAGCAGCACAUUCGUCAGUUUGCGACGAAAUGUUACAAAUGUGCGAUCAACCGCGCUGUUAUGGAUGGGAUUUGUAAGGGGUCCCUUACCAAAGGUCGCACCGACCUCGAAGUCCUUGAGUCUCGUCUCAAUGACGUUGAAGACAAGCUUAAGUCUACGGAAGCAUUUUUGGCAACGGGAGACGCUAAAUCACAGCUCAAGGCACGAUAUACGGCCUGUGAACACCUUGAGACGGAGGCUACAAGUCUCAGCAAAACCAUGGAGGCCGAGAAUCAGCCAAUGCAACGGCUCAGGGAUGCAAUUACUAUCUACCAAGAAUCUGCAAGGGACAAAGUCGCCCCCCUUUCAACCCGAAUGGAGCCUAUGAGAUUAGCACCAAGAGAGCCUGAUAAUGAAAUCUCACUCGACGCACGGCUAAUAUCCAUCAAUGCCCCGGCAGUCGUGCUCAGCGAUAUGUUUAGAGUGCCAUCAUCAACAUUGACUCCAGUGUUGAAACAGUGUCGAGACUUGAUCACCCAGGCCAAUGGAAGAAGUCUCUCUCGUAUCGUCAUCAGAGCAACCAUAUCAUUCGCCAAGAUCGCCCAGCUGGACGCGUGGUAUCACCGCACUCAUCCAGUAGAAACGACAACAAAUCUUCAUCCCCAAGAAGAGUACACGGGUUUUGAGAAAGUCGAAGACCGCACUAAAACUACCCGUUAUCUCCUCAUCGUCGCAUUGAAACUAUGCGACGAACUGCGAAACUGCCCAGAGCUUCAAGAAAAAGUCCGGGAAAUGACCCGUCUCUAUGAGGGGCCACGUUAUGAGACCGUCACUUUAGAAGAACUUCAAUCAAUCAAGACGGCCAUGGUCAACGGUCGAUGGGGAAUCGCUACACACUCUGGGCACUGGUACAAUUGCGUCCGUGGACAUCCAGUGAGUGAAUUCCCAUUUUUCUCGAACUAUCUCGAAUAG